This is a messenger RNA of Acytostelium subglobosum LB1, 213 nucleotides long. RefSeq lists its product as hypothetical. The record is from RefSeq and is a predicted model, not a curated record. Lineage: Eukaryota; Evosea; Eumycetozoa; Acytosteliales; Acytosteliaceae. The transcript has a single exon. Bases 1 to 213 code for a protein of 70 amino acids.
AUGGGGCCAGUCGAGAACCGCGCUGUGGGCCACAGGAACAAGCACACCAAGGGAGUGUUCAUCACACCCAACUCUCCUCCAUUUGCUAUUCGAGGCAACAAUGACUUUUCCCUCGAGUACUGCGCCGGUGCAUCCCAAAACUCCUGCUCCCACUACGUCGUCUACGUUCAAGUCACAUCCAAGCUCGUGGAUUUCAUCGAGUCGGUCCCAUGA